UGGUAGCUUAAUCAUAUCAUAAGAUAUCAUUCUAAGAAAGCAGUUGUCUUAACAUGGAUGACUUUACUUAUAAUUUGAUUCCUUUACUGCAAGAUGAUCCAAUGCUUUUUGAAUAUUUGCCAAUCUCAACAGUUCAUCCCGACCUAGAACCCGCAAUCCCUCAUCAAGAUCUGCAAAAUCAGGUGGUUGCAUCUUCGCUUGCUUCACGUCAAGAAAAGACUGAGGAGAUCAUCAUCAGGAACAACAUCAACACGGCCCGGAAAAGGCAGACAAAGGCAUCAUCAGCUAUUCGAGCUGAUAAUCAUGAUCGUGGGAAGAACCCUGAUGAGAGCAAGCAGAAAAAAGCCAAUCAUAGAGAUAUCGAGCGCCGAAGGAGGCAAGAAAUGGCGAAGCUUUAUGCUUCUCUCAGAAAUCUACUGCCUCUUGAAUGUAAAAAGACAAAGCGUUCCAUUUCGGAUCAUCUUCUUGAUGCAGUGAACCAUAUAAAACACAUGAAGAAGAACAUUAGGGAAUUGGAAGUAAAAAGGGAUAAGCAAAUAAAUUUAACGGCUGGAUCGAGCAAUCUGGACGUCAAAAUUGUUGAGGAAACGAACUCUUCUGCUAUUAAGUUCACACUCAGGCAAUGCUCGGGUGGUGGAAUUGAGAUUCUGAUGAAGAAUUACUUGGCAGAUACUAAAUGGUUUCCUCUAUCAAAGAUAUUGGAUGUGCUGCUUGAUGAAGGUCUUGCUGUUGUUAGCUGUGUCUGCACCAAAGUCAAUGAAGAAUUUCUUUACACAAUCCAAACUGAGGUCAAUGCAGGUGUUGAUCUAAUUUGUCUGCAAGAAAAACUGACGAAAAAUGCCAUGACUGGGAAAGACUUAAAAGUCCUAGAGCAAUACAGGAAUUGAGACAGUUCAAAUGAACAACAGAAAUUAAAAGGUUUCAAGA
Messenger RNA from Coffea arabica (coffee), 927 nucleotides. Its product is annotated as transcription factor bHLH118-like. The record is from RefSeq and is a predicted model, not a curated record. NCBI's taxonomy places the organism in Eukaryota, Viridiplantae, Streptophyta, Magnoliopsida, Gentianales, Rubiaceae. Gene Ontology annotation, cellular component: RNA polymerase II transcription regulator complex. Gene Ontology annotation, molecular function: protein dimerization activity; RNA polymerase II transcription regulatory region sequence-specific DNA binding; DNA-binding transcription factor activity, RNA polymerase II-specific. Gene Ontology annotation, biological process: regulation of transcription by RNA polymerase II.